AUGGUGGAAACCGACAACGUGCAGUGCAGAGUCGCUGUGCCUUCGCAUCAUGAAAAACAUACGCGUAAUAUAACAACAUCUUGCACAAUGUAAAAGUUAGAUCAUUCAAUGGAUCCGCCCACGGUGUUAUCUAGGCAUUUACACAAUGCAGACGGUGAUGCGGCGAGCAGUGGGUGUGCGCCUCUCCAUCCAGCCAGUCUCUCAGCCACUACAUCAGUAGCACACGCCACGGAUACUUUGUUUUCACUAUUUGCCUUUCUUUAUCUUUCGGAUGAUGUCAACGGAACCUACCGAAGAACUCUGAUAGAUUAAAGCCAUUUAUUUUCGUCUAAAGCAGCACCAAGAGCUAGGAGAAUCAAGAUGAAAUUUCCGACUGAGAAUCCAAGAAAGCCAGGGAACAUGACCCCUCCACCAGUGGAAGUCCAUACCAACCUGGUCCCCCCCAAGAAGGUGCAGCCAGGCAUGCUUCAGUCCAGCCUUGUGCAUGCCAGCGUGGCCACCAUGCAGAACCCGAUGGGCUGUUCUCUGCAGCGGCUCUCUGUCUCCUCUCGCCCGCCCAGCAUGGUGGCCAGUAUGGAGGCUGUGGCUGAUGGCUCAGCCACCUUCACCAUGAUGAAGCUGAAGACAGUGCUGGCAGUGUUUGUGGUGGUGGUAGCCUACCUGGUAGCAGGGGGCUUAGUGUUCCAGGCGUUGGAGCAGCCCUUUGAAAAUAACCAGAAGAUCACCAUCACAGCAGAGAAGGCAGCCUUCCUGCAGGAACACCCAUGUGUGUCUCCAGAUGAGCUGGAGGCUCUCAUCAAGCAUUCUGUGGAAGCUGUGAAUGCCGGAGUGAAUCCUGUCGGUGAUACUUCCUACAACUCCAGCCACUGGGAUUUGGGUAGUGCCUUCUUCUUUGCUGGGACAGUCAUCACAACCAUAGGUUAUGGUAACAUUGCCCCAAGCACUGAGGGAGGAAAAAUCUUCUGCAUUCUGUAUGCAAUAUUUGGAAUUCCGCUGUUUGGAUUCCUCCUGGCAGGCGUCGGUGACCAGCUUGGUACCAUAUUUGUCAAAAGCAUCGCUAAUGUGGAGAAAAUGUUCCGGAAUAAACACAACCAGAUCAGUCAGACUAAAAUCCGUGUGGCCUCCACCCUCCUCUUCAUCCUUGCUGGCUGCAUUUUAUUCGUCACCAUCCCAGCUGUGAUCUUCAAACAUAUUGAGGGCUGGACAGCCCUGGAGUCAACAUAUUUUGUUGUCAUCACUCUGACAACAGUUGGAAUAGGUGACUAUGUGGCAGGAGGAGACAGAAGGAUUCAGUAUCGGAAGUGGUACAGACCACUAGUGUGGUUUUGGAUCCUGGGUGGUCUGGCCUACUUUGCUGCAGUGCUGAAUAUGAUUGGUGACUGGCUGAGGGUGCUAUCCAAAAAAACUAAAGAAGAGGUUGGCGGGAUCAAGGCUCAUGCAGCAGAAUGGAAAGCAAACGUGCGAGCAGAGUUCCAGGAGACGCGUCGGCGUAUGAGUGUCGAGGUCCACGACAAAUUGCAGCGAGCCGCCACCAUCCGGAGCAUGGAGAGACGGCAGCUGGGCUUAGACCAACGUGCCGUGUCCCUGGACAUGCUUUCUCCAGAGCGACGUGCAAUAUUCAACAGCCUUGACACAAACAGCUAUAAGACUUCCUCCCAGGAGAGCAUUGACUCCAAGCUGAACAACCUUCGGCUCCGAGGGGCCGAGCAUUGUGACCAGAGCUCUAACCACCAGACAACAUCUGAGGACAACAUAUUCAACCGCCUGGGCUCGGUCACCAAGCUGGCAAAGCGUAACAGAAAUCGGGACCUGAAGAAGAACAUCCCAGACGAGGCUCGUCGGCCUCACAGCGAGGCCUACGGCAGCAGCAUGCCCAAUUUUGACUGCAGCCCACCCACUUCAGAUGAAGGAAAAAGGAAGGAUGAAAGAGGGGAUGAGCAUGAAGACAAGGAGUGCAACACUAGCUUGUCUGAUUUCCCACUAUUUGUGGAUGCUUGCAAGCCUCACAAUGGGUUUAUUCCCUAGAAAAAACAAAGAGAAUGAGCGUAAGAAAACAAUUUAAACAAAAGAGCUGCAUAUUCAAAUGGUCCCAUAGACUGUGUACUCAUGCAAAAGGAGGUUUUAGAUAGCACCAUUAGUGCCUUAGGUCUCUCUUUUUCUUGUUUGUUCUUGACAGGGACAACAUGUCUCUUUGUGCUAUUAACAGUAAUGUCUUCAUAUUCAAUGUGCCCUGUAAAAUGACACACGUUGUGUUAGUCCCUGAUAGGAAGAAGAGGAGGGAUGGGGGAAAGCAAAUUUGUUCCUUUUAGUAUUUGUCAACUCAAUACUCUGUGUUACCAAUUGUAAACCAUAUAUAGUGUUCACUGAAUAUCUUCUGCCUAAUGUUAGCGUACUUGUGAACCAGCAACAAUGAACACAACUGCACAUGGCUCAUAACUGCUCGCCACAGUUUUGUGUCCGUUCGGCUUCCUCUGCAACUUGCACCCAAAUCUCUUACUACACAAGGAAGACAAUGUUUAUGUUAAUAAAGUACAAAAUGUACUUUUAGCAUCCAUAUAGCCUCUUUUUAGACUCUACAUGCUGUAUGAACAAUACAGUUGUAAUAUCACAACUGUAACAUCCACCUAUGCAGACACCCAAUGUGUUAUCUAAAUAACUGUUUGCUUGUCCAUUGUCCAUCUUCACAUCCAAUUUGGAGUAUAUUUGGCCCUUAAAAUACUUUCAUGUAACAGGCUGGUGGGUGAUCUGGGUUUCCCUCAUUCAGUCUCUUGCAU
Etheostoma cragini (Arkansas darter) is the source of this 2774-nucleotide messenger RNA. It is a transcript of the gene kcnk10a, whose product is annotated as potassium channel, subfamily K, member 10a. Bases 361 to 2025 code for a protein of 554 amino acids. Gene Ontology annotation, molecular function: potassium ion leak channel activity. Gene Ontology annotation, biological process: potassium ion transmembrane transport; stabilization of membrane potential. NCBI's taxonomy places the organism in Eukaryota, Metazoa, Chordata, Actinopteri, Perciformes, Percidae. The record is from RefSeq and is a predicted model, not a curated record. Gene Ontology annotation, cellular component: membrane. The transcript has 7 exons.